Drosophila biarmipes is the source of this 435-nucleotide messenger RNA. RefSeq lists its product as uncharacterized. The record is from RefSeq and is a predicted model, not a curated record. Gene Ontology annotation, molecular function: chitin binding. Bases 114 to 398 code for a protein of 94 amino acids. NCBI's taxonomy places the organism in Eukaryota, Metazoa, Arthropoda, Insecta, Diptera, Drosophilidae. The transcript has 2 exons.
CUUGUUUUCACUUCUUUUUCGGCACUGUUCCCCCUUGAAAGUAUAAAAGUUCCCACCCCAGAACGACGGGGUCUCAGUUGGUUCCUUCUAUCGAGAUACUUUCACAGCUGAACAUGAAGUCUGUCGUUGCUCUGUGCGCCAUCUUUUUGGCAGCUUUCCUGGUCUGUAGUGCGAAUGCGGAUGCGGGUCGCUCCGCCUGCAAGGAUGAGUCGGAGGUUGGAAAGACCUUCACCCACCACUUCGAUGCCGCCAAGUACUGGCUGUGCGAGACGCUCGGCACCCCGGCCACCGAGAUGGACUGCCCCAAGGGCCUGGCCUACAUGCACCUGCUGAAGGAGUGCAUCCCCUGGGCCAGCUACAUCUGGAAGAAGCCCGAGAUGCCGCCAACCGUGGCCUGAAAUAAAUGACCGAUUCCCACCACGUUGACAACUGCAA